This is a messenger RNA of Drosophila virilis, 2705 nucleotides long. RefSeq names its product fatty acyl-CoA reductase wat. Gene Ontology annotation, cellular component: peroxisome. The record is from RefSeq and is a predicted model, not a curated record. Gene Ontology annotation, molecular function: alcohol-forming very long-chain fatty acyl-CoA reductase (NADP+) activity. Lineage: Eukaryota; Metazoa; Arthropoda; Insecta; Diptera; Drosophilidae. Gene Ontology annotation, biological process: long-chain fatty-acyl-CoA metabolic process.
UCAUAACGGGUAACUACUGAAGGAAAAAACACCAUGUCACAAAAUGGCACAUUUUUGCCGUAAAACUAAUCAAGCAACCAGCAAAUUUCUCUCUUUCCAGCUUUUCCGAGGACUUAAGCCCACAACCAUCAGCUUGGGCUUAAUUACUAAGCCACAUAAUCCCAUAGCGUCAGCUAGUUAAUAAAUACUUAAUCACCUACGUUUACGUUGGUAACUAGUCAGUCAACUUGUCAGUCAUGACAAACAGAUUUAUACGACUUAAUGGCAAAUUAUUAAACAAGUUAAGCUAAAGAUAUUGUAGUCUUAAAACAAUUAAGUAUGCCAAAUUUAUUGCCAGUUUUGUUUGAAUAAUUUUAUGCUAAAACCUUCACUCCGUGACCAUUGUACUUUGCGAUGCAUAUUUUGUGCCGCUGUUCAAUAUCAGGUUUUUCGAAGCAUCAAGUGAAAGUGAUUAAGUAAAGAGAGUAAAUAUGACCAGCACAAAACAACAACGUUCACUUAAUUCGGCAACCCGAAUUCGAAAUACAGUUAUUUUUUAUUGUAAUAAUAUUCAUCCAAAAUGUCUGAGGACUGAUCUUACAGGUAAACGUAUUCCCUGAUUAACUUUAUACAAAAUUAUUUAUUAUAUAUCAAUAUACAUAUAUUCGUAUUUGAAAAGUAAUUCGCGUAUUGCACACUUGCAAUAGUCCUUAAAUUGUUUUAGUAAGUGUAUAAAAAAGUUCGUUUUUAACAUGUUAGACGAACACUCGAGAGUUGAGCAAGAAAAACGGCUGAGGAUUGAAAACACAGCAAAAGAGUUACAACACUUGCUCAGUGCUGGUUGGUUUUUUUUUGAUAUCCCGAAGUUUGAUUAGUUUGCAUAGCAUACAAAGUAAAGCCACAGUGCCCUUAAGAUAUUGAACAGCUUUAUCAACAAACACUUUAUUAUCUUCGGAGCCCCAAUUGUUUGGGUCAUAAGCCGUAUGACGAAGAAAAUGGAUGAAAUGGAAACUAAAAACAUUUUGGAUGAGAAAGAGGAAUCAAAUAUACAGAAGUUUUUUGAUGGAUCGAAUAUAUUAAUAACGGGAGGAACUGGAUUUUUAGGAAAGAUUUUAAUAAACAAAUUGCUUACGUCCUGCCCAGGCAUAAACAUAAUAUAUUUGCUUGUGCGUAGUAAAAAGAACAAAAGUGUAGAUACCCGUGUGGAUGAAAUAUUUGAUGACCCGGUUUUUGAAAUACUCAAAAGAAGUUCUACAAAGUAUAGUUUUCACAUCAAAGGCAUUGCCGGCGACUGCCUGAAACCUGCCUUGGGAUUAAGUAUCUAUGAUCGGAAAAUGUUAGUAGAGAGUGUCAACAUUGUGUUUCACAUGGCUGCAACCGUGCGGUUUGAUGAAAAACUUAAAACAGCUAUUAAAAUAAAUGUUCAUGGGGCAUAUGAUAUAAUGACGCUGUGCAAGGAGAUGAAAUCUCUGAAAAGUGUUGUUCAUGUAUCAACGGCUUAUACACACUGCCCUCAAAAAACAAUUUUAGAGAAGUUAUAUCCAAUCCAAAAUGAUGCUAAAAGCCUAAUGUUAAUGGCUGAGUGCAUGCCCGAUAAGCUGUUGGACCACAUAACACCCAUUUUAUUGGGAAAGUGGCCAAAUACGUACACUUUUACUAAAGCUGUAGCUGAGGAUGUCAUUAGAACUUGCAGCGAGCAAAUUCCUGUUGGUGUAUUUCGUCCUGGCAUUGUGAUUUCAACCUACCAGGAUCCAGUUUGCGGGUGGAUAGACAACUUUUAUGGUCCAACUGGAGUAAUAGCUGGCGCUGGCACUGGGCUGCUGCGGACUUUACGCUGUAACCCAAAAGCAGUUGCAAAUAUGGUUCCAGUCGACUUAUGCGUGAACAGCAUGAUAGCUGCUUCCUGGGAUAUAUAUGAGAGACACAAUUGCCGUUCUACAAAGUCAUCCGGCAGUAUACCCGUUUACAACUUUUGUACAACCAGCGAAAAUCAGCUAACCUGGGGCGAAUUCACAGCCAAAACCACAAAGUACGGACUAAUGUAUCCAACUCUGACAGCGAUUUGGUAUCUAUGCUAUUCAAAUACAACUAACCGGGUAGCCCAUAUGAUAUCAAUUUGUUUUCUGCAUUACUUGCCUGCACUUCUCAUCGAUAUUCUAUGUUUGUGCCUUGGAAAGAAACCACGGCUACUUAAUACGUAUAAAAAGAUACACAAGUUCAUGAAUGUAAUUGCUUACUUUUCAAUGCGGGACUGGGACUUUCGUAUUGAUAAUGUUGAAGACCUUUGGAACCGUAUGACAAAUAUUGAUAAGCAAAUAUUUUUCUUUGAUAUGAAGCAGUUAGAUUGGGAUUUUUUUCUUCAACAAUAUUUUCGUGGAAUCCGAAGGUAUUUAUUAAAGGACCCAUUGGAAACCAUUCCAAAAGCAUUGAUUAAAUGGAAUCGCUUGUACUGGCAGCAUCAAUGUCUUAAAGCUAUAAUUUAUGUUAUAAUCUUUUAUAUAUUUUGGUUUUUUUUGAAAUGUCUAUUUGGCGUUCUUUUAGCUUAGAUUCUCUGUCUACAAACAAAAUUUUUUGUUUUUCAUUUUUAUCAAUUACUUAAUCCAAGCUGGAUCGAAGAUGUCUGGAUGUCGGAUUCAACAACAACACGGUUGUUAAAAUAUCUAUUAAGUUUUAUAAGCGUAUGUUUUUAAAAGGAUUUUAAAUGGGAAUAAAUUGGAAUAUUCGUA